Messenger RNA from Rhagoletis pomonella (apple maggot), 3042 nucleotides. RefSeq lists its product as uncharacterized. The record is from RefSeq and is a predicted model, not a curated record. Gene Ontology annotation, molecular function: aspartic-type endopeptidase activity; zinc ion binding; nucleic acid binding. Gene Ontology annotation, biological process: proteolysis. The annotation marks the transcript as partial. The transcript is spliced from 3 exons. Lineage: Eukaryota; Metazoa; Arthropoda; Insecta; Diptera; Tephritidae.
AUGGACCUAAAUCGCUUUAAUGUUGCGCAAUUAAAAGAAGCCUUAGUGAAGCUUCAGUUGAAGACAAGUGGCACUAAAGCGGAGUUAAUUAGUCGUCUCCAGGAAGUGGACGCAGAUUUAGUGAUGCCGAUUUUUGAUUCGUUUUCGCAAGUGGGUGCAUGUGUUGCACAGGCGGAUGAUGCGGAUCGGCAGAAAAGUGGGGAGCCGUCGAGGGACGACGUACGAGUCAUGAUGCAAUUGGAGGUGCAGUGCGGUGCUUUGUGCGUCGAGCAUUUUUUGCCACAAGCAGCAAUGGUUAGCAGGUCGCCGUCGGCAAUGCUAACGCCUUGCACAAGUGCGCUGCCUAUGUUGCAGCAGCCGUUUCCGAUUUCACAACAGCAGUCGUUUUUGCCGAAUACAAGCCAGCAAACAACGGCGCCGCAACAAGUAUUUUCAACGUGCCAAAGCAUGCCGAGUGCACAGGCAUGGAGAACAACGCAAGCAGCAGACGCUUGGUUGACGCCACCAUAUUCGCGAUUUGGCGAGAGGUACGCAGGGAGAGAUAGAUUCACUCGCACACCAAGUGAAAUAGCAGCGAUUCUGCCAGAGUUCAACCCUCUUGACAGUACGUAUUCAUCAACGCAGUUUAUUGAGAGAGUCGAGCAACUGAGAACAAUGUAUCAAUGGGAAGAUACGUUUGUUGUUUUUGCUGUUCUCAGUCGGCUGAGAGGAGUUGCAAAGCGAUGGGCUCAUGCGCAGCCAGCAUUCCGGGAAUGGAACGAUUUUGUGGUUGCGUUUCUCACUGACUUUCCGUGCGUUAGAAAUUCUGCAGAUGCGCAUAUUCAAAUGAUGAGUAUGAAGAUGAACAAAAGUGAGAAGUUAAUUGAGUUUUACUACAAGAUGUUGGCAAUAGGCCGCAGGGACAAUAUCGAAGACACUUCGAUAAUAAGAUACAUUUUGAAUGGUAUAAGUGACGAUAGUCUGCGUAAGACAUUAAGUGCUAUGAAAUUUACAAAGUGCGCGGAUUUGCUGCAAUCGUUGUCAAACAUACCGACAAAUAGUGAGAAUAGAAAUAGAGUGAAUGAAACGAACUACAAGAAUGUUCAACAGCAAUCAUCACACGUAUCGGUUGAUGCGAAUAAGAAUUUUAAAAGCUCAGUUGGUCCAAUUUGUUAUAAUUGUAGAGAAAAGGGGCACAUAGCAAGAAAUUGUGACAAAGCGAAGAGGAAAUUUGAAGCAAAACAAAACGAUCGCAUCAACCAGAUAAUGAGUGAUGAAUGUGAAGAAAGCGUAGAAAACGAGGAAAUAAUAGAAAACGAAACGUCGGUGAAUAAUAUAUACGCCGAGAAUGUAUGUAAAGAGUUGUGUAAACAAAUUAGAAUCGCAGGUAGAAAUGAAGUUGAGUGCAAGGCACUUAUUGACUCAGGUAGCAGCAAAUCCCUGGUGAAGCAAUCAAUUGCAACAAGGUGUGGUUUGUGUGUCAGUGCGUGCAGUGAGAAAUUAAUCGGUUUUGCGGGUGGUGAACUAGUAUGCCACGGUAAAGUGUUAGCUAACAUUAAGAUGGAUAAUGUUACUCGUUUGGUCGAGUUGUUGAUUGUUGCCGAUUCUGCGAUGCCACACGACGCACUUGUUGGGAUUGAUGUGCUUUCGAAGGGGAAGAGACCAAUUUCAAAAAAGCCAUACAGCGUACCUAUUCCGAAGCAACAAGUUGUGGAGGGAAUAGUUGGUGAGUUGUUGCACCUAGGCGUAAUUCGUAGGUCGAGCUCAUGUUAUGCAUCUCCUGUCGUUCUGGUGCGUAAGCAAAAUGGAGAGGAUAGGCUAUGCGUGGAUUAUCGCGAACUUAAUGCGAUAACGGAGAAGCAGCCGUGGUUAAUGCCCACAGUGGAUGGCGUUCUGGCAACAUUGUCAGGUAAGAGGUUUUUCACGACGCUGGACCUUAUGUCUGGGUACUACCAAAUUGAAUUACAAGAAGACGCAAAGCCUCUUACCGCAUUCGUAACGCAUAACGGGCAUUACGAGUUUAAUAGAAUGCCAUUCGGGUUGAGGAAUGCGCCGUGCGUCUUUCAAAGAAUGAUGUCACAAUUAGUUGCACCUUUGAGCAAAGUAGUGGUUACUUAUGUAGACGAGGUGAUAAUAGCAACCGAUUCAGAGGAGGAAAAUUUAUUUUAUUUAGAAGAAUUUUUAAAAUUAAUUCAAGAAGAGGGCUUGACGUUGAGGGUAUCGAAAUGUUCGUUUUUGAGGCGCGAGGUAACAUUUUUAGGUCACCAGGUAGAUGUUAAUGGAGUAAGACCUGGAAUUUUUAAGACGUCAGCUAUAGAAGCAUAUCCGACACCACGAAAUCAGUUAGAGAUAAGAAGAUUUUUGGGGUUAACUGGGUUUUUCCGCAAGUUCGUUCCCGGGUUUGCACACAUUGCUGAGCCGCUCACUCAGUUGACGAAGAAGAACAUCGAUUUCAAUUGGGACUCCAGCUGUGAAGAGGCGUUCCAGCAUUUAAUUAAGUUAAUUGUAGAUGCUCCGGUGCUCACAAUUUAUGACGUUUCAAAGGAACACGAGCUACACACAGAUGCCUCAAGUGUGGGUGUAGCUGCAAUUUUGCUGCAAAGAGAGGCUAACGAUUUGAAACCGAUUGCGUACUACAGCCGAGCGUGCACGCCACAAGAGAAGAACUUCCAUGCAUAUGAGCUGGAAGUGCUCGCAGUUGUCGAGGCGUGCGAACGAUUUAAAAUGUUCUUGCUAGGUAAGCAUUUUACCGUCAUUACUGAUUGUCAGGCGAUGACAACCGCGAAAUUGACAAAACCAAUGGUGCCGAGGGUGGCACGCUGGCUCCUUAAGCUGUUGGAGUAUGACUACAACAUGGUGCAUCGCUCUGGUUUGUCGAUGGGCCAUGUCGAUGCCUUGAGUCGUGCGCCAGUUGAUGGGCCGAAGCCCGUUGAAGAUGUUGGGGCUAAGGUACUAUCUCUGUCGAUGGAUGAUUGGGUAUGUACGAUGCAGAGCCAAGACGCAAAGGUGAAAGAAGUCAUCGAAAUGCUGCUGAAUGCCAACAGUGGCGUACAACAAUCUAAU